Dunckerocampus dactyliophorus (ringed pipefish) is the source of this 5364-nucleotide messenger RNA. RefSeq names its product adenosine A1 receptor b (gene adora1b). The record is from RefSeq and is a predicted model, not a curated record. Gene Ontology annotation, biological process: G protein-coupled adenosine receptor signaling pathway. Gene Ontology annotation, molecular function: G protein-coupled adenosine receptor activity. Lineage: Eukaryota; Metazoa; Chordata; Actinopteri; Syngnathiformes; Syngnathidae. The coding region runs from base 578 to 1705 and encodes 375 amino acids. Gene Ontology annotation, cellular component: synapse; dendrite; membrane. The transcript is spliced from 2 exons.
CCUUUCCUAUACUGAAAGACAUUGCGUGGGACGGUCCCACUGAAGGAUGCUGCGCAUGGAUGAUAGUUCCGUAAGACAAGCAACUAAGCUAAAUGGACCGAAGAGUAAAUCAUAUUGCUAUUUUUAAGCGAUUGCAUGAAAGCGCACCCUGAGGGAGGAAAGAGGUGGGGGCGUCCUAUUGGCUUCAAGUACGUGUUGGCGCGCAUGCGAGGAGACAGUUUGUCUUUUUUUUUAGCUUAAAAAUCCCCUCUUUGUUUAGUUUAGCCGAAUUAUCGACGUGAAGCCCCCUCCAUGUACAAGGAUGCACCUCUCCUCCAGGAGCAGCGGAGUGGAAGCAGCCAGCGCGCGCAUCAGCUGGGACGCACGGAGCUCACACUUGCUUCACAUAGGAGGGGGAUCCUCCAUCCUUCUGUCUGCCCUGCUUGUUAACCAGCUUCUUCACACUACAGUUAUUCUUACGAGGUGGAACUGAUUGACGCGUGGAUCAUUUUACAAGCACUGUUGUAGCCAAAACCUUUAUUUUUUUUUUGAAUUGACAAAAAAAAGCUUCCUAUAAAGGAGAAAAUCAUCUGCAAGGAUGUCCGGAGGACUUUUGACCAUCUACAUAGGCAUGGAGGUGGUGAUCGCGGUGGCGUCUGUCAUCGGCAAUGUGAUGGUGGUGUGGGCGGUGAAAAUCAACAAAUCCCUGCGGGACACCACCUUUUGUUUCAUCGUCUCUUUGGCUUUGGCAGACAUAGCGGUGGGAGCGCUGGUCAUCCCUCUGGCCAUCACCAUUAGCAUCGGACUCCAAACUCACUUCUAUAGCUGCCUGCUGGUGGCCUGCACGGUGCUGGUGCUCACCCAAAGUUCCAUUUUGGCGCUGCUGGCCAUCGCCAUUGACCGCUAUCUAAGGGUCAAGAUCCCAACCAGGUACAAGCGUGUGGUGACACCUCGGCGAGCCGGGAUGGCAGUAGUGGCGUGCUGGACAGUAGCUUUUGUCGUGGGCCUCACCCCCAUGUUGGGCUGGAACAACCUGAGGCGUCUCCAACGGAACAGCUCCAUCAGCUCUGACCUUGUCAUCACUUGCCAGUUUGAGAACGUCAUAAGCAUGGACUAUAUGGUUUAUUUCAACUUUUUCGGCUGGGUGCUGCCGCCCCUCUUGCUCAUGCUGGUCAUUUAUGCAGAGAUCUUCUACAUGAUCCACAAGCAGCUCAAUAGUAAAAAGUUUACAGCCAGCCACACUGACCCCAACAAGUACUACGACAAGGAGCUCAAUCUUGCUAAAUCAUUGGCUCUGGUCCUUUUUCUCUUUGCCAUCAGCUGGCUCCCCCUGCACAUCAUCAACUGCAUCACACUCUUCUGUCCUGAGUGCCAGAAGCCCAUCAUCCUCAUCUACAUUGCCAUCCUGCUCACCCACGGCAACUCUGCCGUCAAUCCGAUUGUUUACGCCUUCCGCAUCAAGAAGUUCCGCACAGCCUUCCGUAAAAUCUGGCAGCAGUAUUUUUGCUGCAAGGACACCCCUGCUCUGGAGAUCCAGCCUAGUGACAGGAAGGAGAUGCCAAAUCCAGAGCCACAGAGGUCCACACCUGCACAGCUCCCUUGGAAGGGGAGCAAGACAGCCGACACCCAACACCUCUCACCUCAAGCUGGGGAGUCCCUGGACCAGAGGACUGAAACUCUGCAGAUGAAAGAACACCCCCAUUUAUUGGAGCAGAAUGCAAUUUAAAGCAAGGAGCUGAAAGCAGUCUGGGGAUUAUAGCACAAGAACUAUCUCUUCUCAUUGUGAAUGUACAGUAGAUCCCCGCUUUUCGCGGGGGUUUUGCUCCUAGCCUGCUUGCGAAUGGUGAAAAUCUGCAAGUGAUUGCUACGCCCAUAAAAUCUCUAUUUUUGACACAAGGCUCGCUUCUACCCCUCCAAACCCUCCUGCUAGCUUGAUAUUUACGUUCUCCUGCGAUUUUGGAUCAACAACAGUAAAAGUGACUAAAUGCUAAAAUGCACAAUGCAUUUUAAAUUAUAAAAUGUAUAGAUGAAUGACAACGAUGAUUGGAGAUGAAUCGGAGUUAGGGACUAAUACAACAGCCACACUUCUAUUGUGGGGCCGCCUCCACCUCUGAAGCGGCUAGCUGUAGUGCGAGGCUCCGCUGCUCUGCAGGCAGCUGGGUUGUCCCUGAGUUGUAGCUGUCAGAGAAGGCGUUUCUCCAAGCUGUGUUAACAUAAUCCACACUGCUUGCCUGUUGCAAUUGCCAGUAAUGAUUUACCAUUAUAUGUUAACUUAUGUUCACCUUAAUGCAAGGUUUUAGGCCGGAUUGUUAUAUAUGUUUCACUUUUGCGUAUCAGAGCAAAAAUGGUGCAUUCAAGGGCGGUUGAACAAAUUGAAAAACCUCAACAUUUGAUGGAAAAACAUUACAAGUGAAGCUUAAAGACAUAAACAUGUAAAAAUGGUGGGCUUUUUUUAACUGUGGUACAUGGUUGGUGUACAUUUGACCUGUUUUAUCAUGUAUUUAGAAAUUAUUAUCAAAUUAGAAUGAAUGAGUCUAUUUUCAGAGAAAAAAAACAAAUUUUGACCAAAAAACUGCAAAUUUGCGGGGAUUCACUGUAUUCUAAUGAGGAGCAGGACUUCCAAUCAAGUGCUUGUGGAUGCUAAGAUGAACAACAUCAACAGGAAGAUUCACCUUUACUCAGGAGGAGUCAGUAAUACAGGAAAUCUGCGCUGGAAUUAACUUGCAAUAAUUUAUUAUACCUUUAUGACAGUGACUUAGUGUCUGUUUUCGUGUGAGAUUCGGUUAAAGAAGUCCCAGGGGUUUUCUUACUCCCAUGCUCAUAGAACAGCCGAAAGGGUAUGUGGUUUAAAAUGAAUAACUCAAUAACCUACAAUUACCCACCUUUGUUUUGUAAACACAGCUAUUACCUGCUAGAUUAGCGGUUCACAGAUGAUGACUCUGAUUCUCUGAACACAUUAGGAUAUUAGUUCAAAACUAAUCUAGCCACUUGGCUGUUUUGGGGGCAUGAAAGUUAGAAAAGCCAAAUGGCUGGGCUGUGGGACUUCUAGUGUUAAGCUGUAAGAUGUUUGGUGCAGAAGUUGGUGUAAAAUGUGCUAGUUAAAUUAUUGUGGUUGGUCAGUACCAAUGUCAGAUUUAUACAUGACUUGAAUGAAGAUUAACACAAUCACCAGGGAAGGAUCCUCUACUCUCUAAAGCUGGGCAUACACGGAGCCAAGUGAACCACUUUUGGGCUAAUUUUAAGUCUCGUUGGGCAUUAUCAGUCAUGCGGUGUAAAAAGUGGGUACCAGAAGUGGCUGCCAUCUCCCAAGCAGUCAUAUGAUAAUUGGGUACAUUCUGGCUUGUCAGAUAAUUCUAAUUUACAAAUUUUUUUGCAAACUCUGAGACCUUUUCCGUUAGUGCGCCUGCACAAAGUGGAUGAACAGCCAGCCAAAGUCAUGUUCUGAAGAUUGUUAUUGCAUGUAUACAUGCUUUCUUUGAAUGAAGGCGCACACGAUGACAAGAAGCACGUUGCUUCUCAGUUGCUGUUGCUGUUAGCAUUAGCAUCGAGCAAUUAUGUAAAAAAAAAGCAUAAAAGCAUACAAUAUAAUAGCAAUACAGAUAAAAUAUUACAGAUGAAUCAUAGAUAAUGAUAGAGUAAGUAAUACAGACAUCAUUAAAGUUUUAUAUUCACUCGACAAAUGGUCAAUGACUUAUACAAAAUUAUUCCCACCCAUGACCCUGCAGAAACGUUUUGCUCGAUGGUGCUCGUGUUUUUCAACCAGUUUUGUUCAAAUUUUUGUGGGUGUUUGUAGAGCGCACAGAAAACACAGUAGGGGUGCAUGUAUUGACAAAGACACACUUUUUGUCUGAAUAUGUUUCGGAGUAGAAGAGUUAGCGUACACCAGUGCUUUUCAAAAAGUGGAGGGGUGUGACAGUCAGGGAGGACUUUCAAUAUCAGCGCAGAUCUACCAACAUGUAUGAAUGUGUCUCUUGAAUUUGACUCUUGAAUACACUUUUCCGUCCCUGCUCUCCAUUUGUUGUAUGAUUUGUUAUUUGUUGCAUUUCGCUGGUUUCAGUUUCAAGUUCAGUCUGUACAGUACAGAUAAAUAAAUAGAUAUCAGUUUCUCAAUAGUAUUUCAAAUCCGGGGCGCAAAAACACUUCUGUCCCCCAGUGGGGGAAUUGCAGAAAAUAAUUGAGAACCACUGGUGUACACAAACAAAGUCCUAAUAUGCACAAGACUGUAUAUCUGAAGCAUUCCUGAAUUGUUUUGACAAUUGACAACUGUUUGAAAAACAUGCUACUCACACCCAAAGAAUCCCCAAUGGAACAGCAACAGCUAGAACAUACAGCGUGAACACUUGAAUUGUCAGUUUUGAUUUUUUUCUUGCAGGCAAGUGUGAGUUGGAAUUUAAAAACAACACUUCUAAAAUCAUACAGUGUGCAUCCAUCAUAUUACUGUUUCGAUGUGUUGACAGCAGCUCAAGAAAAUGAAUGUAAUAUUAAUGUAAAUACUAGAUGAGGGCAGAACAGCUGUGAACUUCUUCAGGGUCUUAACCGCACAAUGGUGACGUACAAGUGGCGCUGGGGGGAAUAUUUUUGCACAAAAGUGUGUAUGUGCUGACAACAACUGUUUUUGUAAUCCCUUAACUCGUCUUCCCUCUGUAAUCCAGCAGUGCUGACACCAGAAAUGAACAUGUUGGGAUGAGACGGGGGGCAUUUUAAGGCAAAUACGUGCUUUUAACCUUUAAGAGACUGCGUGCGGAAGACUUGCAAUGAUGGGAUGGCAUCUAAUCUUUGGGGAGAAGGAAAAGAUGCACUUAAAGCUCCAUCCCCUGGUCAAUGUGCUCUAGAGAUGAAAGUGAGGACUUCCUACUCCCCCCCCUUCUUGGAUGGAUGAUGACUUAAUCCCAACCAACUACUAGAGGCAUUGGCUCCUAUGGCCUUAUUCACUUUUACCUGCUUUGGACUUAUUUAACUGUCUCAGAAGGUACACUACACGGACAAAAGUAUUGGGACAAUUCCACGUACAGUAAAUGAAAAUAAAGUCGGUGCUUAUUUUGUGGCUAUAAUAUGUGGCAGCUUCUACUGCUCUCUUCUCGGACUUUCCACAAGAUGUUGGAAUGUGUCUCUGGGCAUUUUUGUCCAGGUGAGGUCAGACGUCACUGAUGUUGCACCCGAGGGAGGGGCCUGCCUGCGCUUGUGCACUGGGGGACAGUCCCCCAAAAUGUUCCUAUACCAUUUUCCAAAAGAUUACGACCCGUUUAAUUAAAUUAAAGGCUGCGUCUUAAGACUUCUGUCCAAACAGUGUAACCUGAUGAUUGUGUGAGUGUUUCUUUACUACACUGUAAGCUCAAUAUUUUGCAUAAUGAUAAACUGGGACAUUUGUAGCUCAGUUAUUAAAGU